Seminavis robusta is the source of this 2657-nucleotide messenger RNA. NCBI's taxonomy places the organism in Eukaryota, Bacillariophyta, Bacillariophyceae, Naviculales, Naviculaceae. The record is from the annotation of a GenBank genome assembly.
UUUAGGUGGUACUAGUAGUCUAAUCGUACAUGAUCAGGCCUGGCAUGCUGGUUCGAUCUGUGAAUCUUUCCCACAAGGCCGAAUGCUAUUGGGAGGAUCACCGCCCUCAUCUCUGGCUGGGUCUUCUGAAGCUACUGUACAACCACAUGCUGACUGCAUGAGAGCCCUGCCAAGAGCUCACGCAAUCCAUCUGGUUACGGUACGAUGUAGCCUUGCUGGGCGAGGAUGAGCCCUGUGUACCGUACCUAAUGGACCGGGUGGCGGCGAGAUGACACCGGUAUGAUUCAAAAGUGGAUGAAGACAACUAUUAAAAUAGCUAGCUAGCUAUUAUCGGCAAUACCUACCGUAGCUAACUCCUAUCGCCCCACGGGUUGGCUUUGUCCUUGGCAGCCGUGGUUAUUGAAACAGCUGGUGGUGUGUCGUUUGCAUCAUCAUGAAAGAUCCUUUGGAAAGAUACGGCGGAGUAUCGGACGGUCUGUCCCUCCUUCCUCGCCACCGCCCUUUAUUUCACGGGGGCGAACAAAGCGAACGAAAUUCGCUGUCCAGUAGAUCGUGCCGUUCAUCGAUCUGAACCUGCAAUAACACAACCAUAAGACACUUGAGAACCAAGGUUCCAUUGACGGAUAGAUGACCAGCAAUCAGCAAGCAAAGCGACUAGCUAUUAGCACUUCGUCUUCUCUUGGGUGUGUUGGAUGUUGCUUGGAGUUACGAUACGAUCAGUGACACGUGGUAGUCUUGUAGUUAUUUGAAUUGUAUUCGAUGAGAUCCAAAAGAGGACCUUAAAAAUCACAUAACACAGCAGCAUUCCUCUACCGUACCAAUAAAUAAUGGCAACAACAGCCAAAGAUCCUGACAUGCUGCAGGCCGACGAUCAGUUAAAAAGAUCGGAAGGAGAGCAGCGCCAAGAAGAAGACGAAAAGGAAAUGAUUUCGUCGACCCACACGUUAGUAGCAUCCAAGUGGGAAGACGAGAUGGCGUCCCGUCCCAUUUUGGUGGGCUACGCCUUUGGUCCCAAGAAGAUGAGUACCAUGGGAGUGGUCAUGGCCGAAGCUUCCAAAACGCACUUGUCGUCCGUGUCAACGACAGUCUUGGUGGAAGAAGACGAAGAAGACGAACUGGCGCAGGACGACAAUGAUGACGAGCAAGAAGAGACACAGCAGCAACAACAACAACAACCCACACAGCAAUCAGAAGACGCGACCAACACUGCUACUACAAGUGCUUCUGGUACAUGCAUUUCUGCAACCAGCACAACACGCCUUUCGCCUCGUCGCGCAGAGAAAUGCAAAGGCAACAUUAUGAUGAGUCUGGGUUCUUACAAUGGCGGUCUUCAGAAUAUCGUUCGCUAUUUGCACUCUUCGUGUUCCUCGGUAGACACCAACUCGACAACCACCACUAUGUUAACCACGGGUACAACUGGUGUGGCUCUGUCCACGGGGAGUACGUGCGGGGGAACCUUGGCGUCCCUCACCACGCAGCAUCAAAGACUGCGGGUUUCCUUUGUCCCACUCGAUCCGGAUUUACCACUCGAAGGACAACACGGCGCCAAAAUGGAUAUCGUGCUGCACAAGCUCACGGAAGACAUCCUCUGCUUGUCCAAAUAUGCUCCACUAUAUCCCGAUCUUGUCCCGAGUUUGGGAGAAGUCAACAGCGACAAUUGCAACAAGCUACAAGAAACACUCCAGCAGAUUCAUGCCAGAGACGCACAAGCCGCCAUUCUCAGAGUACACCGACUCAUGCAGUACCAAAAGAAACACCCCGAUUGUUGCUUGACGGAUGAUCCGGCCAAAGUAUUGACGCUCAUGUCACGAUCGGAUAUUGCCAAUGCACUACAACAAUGUCUCGUAGGAGUACAGAGCAAAAGUGGCAUUCCAGUCGCAUCUCCACGCUUUUUAGUCUGGGAUCCCAAUAAUAUUGCCAAUUCCAACAAACAGCAACAACAACCAUCGAUCGCCGAAUCGUUGCAAAAUGCCAAUUUGUCCUAUCCGCUCAUUGCCAAACCGCUACAAGCCGCUGGAACCAAAAUCAGUCAUUACAUGACAGUCUUGUUGCACCAAUCAUCCUUGGAACACAUUCAAGAGUCCACCUGUCUCUUGCAAGAGUACGCCAAUCAUGAUGCUGUCCUAUACAAAGUAUACGUCUUGGGAAACAAUGUACGAGUCUAUCAACGACCCAGUUUGCCCAACUUGCCACCGCUGUUCGACGGACGAACUACAACAAGUACUGGUAGUCCCAGUUAUGUCGAUUUUGAUUCCCAACGACCCUACCCGCGGUUGUCGGCAUUUGGAGUGCCAGAAGGUGCGACAGCCUCAUCAUCACAAUCACAACAACAACAACAACAACAACAACAACAGCGGGUAGCAGUCACGGACGAAGAGGUGCAACCCAUCGUCGACAAACUCAAACAAGCAUUUGGAUUGGAGCUCUUUGGAUUUGACAUUUUGAUCACGACGACGAAUGACAAUGACAAUAACGGUGCCAACAACAAUAACAAAAAGAUGCUUGUAGUUGACGUCAACUACUUUCCAUCGUACAAGGAAAUGCAGAAUUUUCCUUCCUUGCUGGCGCAGUAUUUGACGCAGAGAGCCAUUGAUAGUCGAAGAAAGCAACCGCCAUUGCAGUCGCCAAACGAUGCUCACGCUGGAUGUUUGUCGUAA